UCGAGCCACGACGGUUCCGAGAGAGAAAGAGACGAGAGAAAAUUUUCAAAAAUCAAACAUUGCAAUAGGAGAGAAACAGCAAGAACCCUAAUCGAUUACAAUAAUUGAUUCGUUCUACUUCUUCAUCGUUCCUUCUCCACUGAAAUGGCGAGUGAGAGUUCCCAAUCUUCCUCGCCGUCGCCGUCGCCGUCGCCAUCUCCAUCUCCAUCUCCGUCGCAGGGCGAUACGUUCGUAGGAAGCUUCAUCAGUCUAAUUUCUAACUCCGAGAUCCGUUACGAAGGCAUUCUAUACCAUCUCAACGUCAAUGACUCCACGCUAGGUCUAAAGAAGGUAAGAUCUUGUGGAACUGAGGGGAGGAAGAAAGAUGGGCCGCAAGUUCCGCCAUCUGAUACAGUUUACGAUUACAUUCUUUUCCGCGGAAGUGACGUCAAGGAUCUGCAAGUUAACCCUUCUCCAUCUCCACAACCAAGACAGCAGAUUCAGCGUGAACAAGACGUUAAUCAGGUCUCUCAUGCCAGGCCAGCUAUGAGCUCCCCUCCUGGAUAUGAUAGUGGUUAUGGCAUGGGGAGAGGAGCACAAUGGGUGCAAACACCUGCUUUGAGUAGUAAACCGGUUCCUGCUACACAACAUUCACCAGUCCCUUUAGGCUUCCAGCCUCCUCCAUCUAAUGCUGGAACAGAAUCACCAGCAAGCCUUAUUGGUUCAACAAAUAGUUUUCAAGCUGCUCAAAGUAAUGCUGGUAUGUUUAUGCCCAUGCCUUCUUUUGUGCAAGGAAACAAAUUACCUUCCACUGGUGUCCCUCCUGGUAUGAUGCACCAGGCAGUUUCAUCAUCUUCUAUGAAGCACAAUGAUCCUCAGAUUAUAGAUAUGUCUGCUUCACCAGUUAUGGGAUUAGUAGAUGAUACAUCACAGGUUGUUACUCGUACACCUGACGUUGCUUCUAAUCAAUCAUACUCUUCUCCCCUUGGUCAAGCACAACGCCAUACUCCACCUGACCUUGCUUCUUCACAACUUUCUGAAGCACAGCUUUCUGCUCCAUAUAUUCAGAACAGUUACCCCAUUGCACCCCAGGCUGUUGGUAAUGGUGUCUAUGACUCUCUGUCUAACCAUCAUAACCGAUCGAUACCUUAUAAUAUACCAGCUAUGACUUCUCACUCAGCUCCUGUAGUUCCUGGUCCGUUUUCAAAUUCGCCUGUGUCAUUUUCUGACAUGAAGCCAUUACUACAAUCUAGGCAGAUGGUCAAUAGGGGUCAAGAGAUGUUUGUUGCAACUAACCCGGUAUCAGUGGGUGUGCCAUCUCGAAGUCUUGCUGCCACAUAUCAAGAGCCAUUGCUGCCUCUUGCGGCUACAGCUCAUCAGUCUCGGAUCCCCAGUUCUAGAAAUGAGUUCACUGAAGAAUUUGAUUUUGAGGCAAUGAACGAAAAGUUCAAUAAGAGUGAACUAUGGGGUUUUCUCGGUAAAAACAAUCACAGGGAAGAAACCGUAGUUGAGCCUACCGAAGAAGGGAAGGCAAAGCCUGCUUAUAACAAAGAUGACUUUUUCGAUACAAUCUCGUGCAAUCCCCUUGACCGUGUAGCAAGAAGCGGACAACAACAACUAGACAGCCAGUUUCCGGAGCAUAUGAGACAAAAUCCUGAGGCAUAUGGUAACCAUUUUCAAAUGCCACUUCAACCACAACCGGGCCAGGGUGCAUAUCUCGCUGCACAGACCAAUUACAGAGGCGGAUAUGAUAAUAAUAAUAAUAAUUACAACAACAACUACUACUCGAAUUCUGGCUAUGGUUACUACUCUGGUGGGAGAGGCCGAGGCAGAAACACUCAUUUCUGAUUCUGAAUUUCUGUUUUCAUUAAGAAGGGAUUUGCUUGGUCACUCACACUUCCUUCUCUUAACCGCUGCCUUUGAAUCCCAAGAUUUGAUGGCAUAUCAUAUUGGCAAGUUCAUUUUCCUUUUUUUCUGUUUGAUGAGCUUUAGCCUCUAGGGAGAAUGUUAUUUGUUCUUCAAUGAAACAAAAAAGUACUAUGAACCUUUUGGUAUAUGCAAAUCUUUAAUUAUA
Molecule: messenger RNA, 2053 nt
Organism: Brassica oleracea var. oleracea
Lineage: Eukaryota; Viridiplantae; Streptophyta; Magnoliopsida; Brassicales; Brassicaceae
Product: decapping 5-like protein
Exons: 7
Coding region: 145-1827 (560 amino acids)
Biological process (GO): cytoplasmic stress granule assembly; P-body assembly
Cellular component (GO): P-body
Molecular function (GO): mRNA binding
Source: RefSeq, a predicted model, not a curated record